Messenger RNA from Tarenaya hassleriana, 1399 nucleotides. RefSeq lists its product as uncharacterized. The transcript has 2 exons. Lineage: Eukaryota; Viridiplantae; Streptophyta; Magnoliopsida; Brassicales; Cleomaceae. The coding region runs from base 64 to 1218 and encodes 384 amino acids. The record is from RefSeq and is a predicted model, not a curated record.
CCUUUCUCCUCUUUUAUCAGUGCUGAGAGUCUGAGACUUUUGCCUCAGAGAGAGAGAGACGCCAUGGAAAGGCUUCUCCAGUCACCAUCUUCGUCCUCCAUAGCUCCUUUGAAAUUCCAAUCGAGGGCAUCUUCUUUGCUUCCCCGAUUGCUGCACUCGCCGACUCUCAGCUUUGCCUCUUCUCCCCGACCCGAGUCCCGCCGAGGCAACUCCAUUUCCUGCAACCACGACCAGAAGCCGACUCCUCAAUCGCCUUCGGUAUCGAUUCGGACAAGGAAUUCCUUGAUUGGUUCACUUUCUUCGUUUGUCAGAUUCGAUUCAGGCGAUGGAUCGAAACCUAAACCCGGAUUUAUCGAGCUGAUCGCCCGGGGAGUUUGUGAGCAGCGAAAGAUCAUAUCUACUGGAACACUCAUACCGAUCUCUGCAAUAACUGCCCUUUUACUCAACCCCAUUCUUGCACCUCCUGCUUUUGCGAGCUUCCAAACUGCAGCAAAAUCCGGAGGUGCCGCUGUAGGUAGCAAACUACUCCAAACUGAAUUGCUGACAAGUGCCUGGACUGGUUUCUUUGCUGGUUGCCUGCACACUUUGUCUGGACCUGACCACCUCGCUGCUUUGGCUCCACUUUCCAUUGGGCGGACCAGAAUGGAGAGUGCUGCCGUUGGAGCCCUCUGGGGAUGUGGCCACGAUGCGGGUCAAGUCAUAUUUGGUCUGUUGUUUUUACUUCUAAAGGACCGGCUUCACAUUGAAAUCAUUAGAACUUGGGGUACAAGAGUUGUAGGCUUGACCCUACUCGUCAUCGGUGCUAUGGGAAUCAGAGAAGCAUCCGAAAUUCCCGCACCAUGCGUUGCCUUGGAGAAUGGAGAAACCGACAUCAAUAGUAUACAGAUGGAGAAAACCUCAACCCCGAAAAAGAAAAUAGGGUUUGCGACAUUUGCAACGGGGAUCGUUCACGGGUUACAACCGGAUGCCCUGAUGAUGGUUCUGCCUGCAUUGGCCCUGCCAUCUCGGUUAGCUGGGGCUGCAUUUCUCAUCAUGUUCUUGGUUGGCACAGUAAUCGCGAUGGGAAGCUACACGGUGUUCAUAGGGUCAUGCAGCCAAGCCCUGAAGGAAAAGGUCCCGAGGAUCACCGAGAAACUGACGUGGGCGUCUUCUCUCAUAGCCAUCGGCCUCGGGUUGGCGAUCAUCAUCAGCCAGUUCUUCGGGUUCAGCCUCUACUGAGAAGCCGCCGGCAUAUAAAAACACCUUCAAGUCUGAGAACUUGUUCAUCUCUGGAGCUCUAGAAGAAAAAGAAUAACAAUAAUUUUGAUUGUCCUUGUCUAUCGCUUUGUGAUUCUUUUCCCAAUAGAGAAGUGUGGUUUAUUAUAGGUUUCGCAAUUUGAUACACAAUAUUUUCUUUUUU